UUUUCAACCCGGAAGUAGCCGUUUACAGCUCCCUGUCCGUCUAGAAGCGGAAAUGAACGAGCUCUUUUUCACUUCAUGUUUUUCUCCAUUUUAUUAACAGCUUAAGAAGAAAUAAAUAAAUAAACACCACGAGGCUAAAGAUGUCGGAAACCGGGAAUCGACUCCGGAAACUGCUCGAAUCGCCGAACUUCGACCCGCAGUCGUACGUGAAGCAGCUGUCCCAGCAGUCGGAUGGCGACAGAGACCUGCAGGAGCACCGGCAGAAGAUCCAAAACCUGGCCGACGAGACGGCCCAGAACCUGAAGAAGAACGUGUACAAGAACUACAGACAGUUCAUCGAGACGGCCAAGGAGAUCUCGUACCUGGAGAGCGAGAUGUACCAGCUGAGCCACAUCCUGACCGAGCAGAAGAGCAUCAUGGAGAGCAUCACCCAGGCCUUGCUGUCCGCCGACAAGGACGAGACCUCCAAGGAGAUGCAGGCGGCCUUCCCCAAAGAGACAGAGGAGCUGAAGCAGAGGACCCUCACCUCUCUGCUGGAGAAAGUUGAAGGAGCUGAGAACAUCAUGGACACCCCAGGGAGACACCUGGUCUACAACGGGGACCUGGGGGAGUUUGAUGUGGACAACAUGGCCCACAUCCAGAAGGUGCAYGCCUUCCUGAUGAACGACUGCCUGCUGAUCGCCACCUGGCUCCCCAGCCGCAAAGACAAGGUGAAGUAUAAAUACAACGCCCUGUACGACCUGGAGAGCUUCGCCGUGGUGAACGUGAAGGACAACCCCCCCAUGAAGGACAUGUUCAAGAUCCUCAUGUUCCCGGACAGCCGCAUCUUCCAGGCCGAGAACAGCAAGGUCAAGAAGGAGUGGCUGGAGAUCCUGGAGGCAACCAAGAAGAAUAAAGCCUCCAAGGACAAACACAAGAAGGAGGAGGCGGCUCCUACGUCUCCUGUCCGAGCCGAGGUCUCCACCAACCCCUUCGACGUGGACGACGAGCCAGCAGAAGAGUGCGCGAGCCUCAGCCCCGAGUGGAUCCAGGAGCUGCCUGAAGACCUGGAUGUGUGCAUCGCCCAGAGGGACUUUGAGGGUGCCGUGGACCUGCUGGACAAGCUCAGCGAGUACCUGAAGGAGCAGCCGGCCAGCCCGAAGGUGAAGGAGCUGCGGGCCAAGGUGGACGAGCGGGUGUGGCAGCUGACCGAGGUGCUGGUGUUUGAGCUGUCUCCGGACCGCUCGCUGCGAGGGGGGCCGAAAGCCACCCGGAGAGCCGUGUCCCAACUCGUCAGGCUAGGUCAGUCCACCAAAGCGUGCGAGCUGUUCCUGAAGAACCGCGCCGCGGCCGUCCAAACGGCCAUCCGGCAGCUGCGCAUCGAGGGCGCCACGCUGCUGUACAUCCACAAACUCUGCAACAUUUUCUUCACCAGCCUGCUGGAGACCGCCAAGGAGUUCGAGAUGGACUUCGCGGGGAACACCGGCUGCUACUCCGCCUUCGUGGUCUGGUCCAGAGCGGCCAUGACCAUGUUUGUGGACGCCUUCAGCAAACAGGAAGAGAUGCACAGCUGUGGCAUCAGCUUCCAGCAGUACACGGGGGACGACUGCUGGGUGAACCUGAGCUACACCAUCGUGGCCUUCACCAAGCAGAUGAUGAGCUUCCUGGAGGAAGGCCUGAAGCUUUACUUCCCCGAGCUGCACAUGGUGCUGCUGGAGAGCCUGCGGGAGAUCAUCCUGGUGGCCGUGCAGCACGUGGACUACAGCCUGCGCUGCGAGCAGGACCCAGAGAAGAAGGUCUUCGUCCUGCAGAACGCCUCCUUCCUCCACGACACGGCGCUGCCGGUGGUGGAGCGACGCUUCGAGGAGGCCGUGGGCAAGCCGGCCAAGCAGCUGCGAGACCUGAGGAAGAGCACGAGGUCGGUGCGGGUGAACCCGGAGAGCACCACAUCCUUGGUGUGAGACCGACGGGAUCUGCUGCGGCUCCUGAAACAAAGGAUGUGGAGAAACAGGUCUGAGCUAACCACAACACUAACUACUGGUUCUUUCAAAGCUAACGCACAGGAAAUGAAUGCAUCAUGGAAAACACUCACAAUAACAGCAGAGUGCUUAAAGCUCAUAUUUUCUGCUCUAAAAACACUUUGCAAGAGUUUCAUGUUUAUAUAUUAAAAAGUGAAAACAUCUGUUUGCAAACAGCUGCUUUUAUCUUCACAGGUUUAUUCACUGAGACUAUUUCUGCUGUUUGAAAGAAAAUACUCUAAACACAACACACUGUGACGUUUGAGUGUUUUGAUUURGUCAAACCCAGAGCGCACAAUCACGUAAACUAAUGAAAGAGAUGACUGAUGAAACAUGCACUCAGAUGUUCUUCAUCAGUCAAAUUAUGUACGAUUUUCUUUGACUGUAACAUAAAAUCAAAUAAAAGUCUUUCAGGGCACGUUCA
Messenger RNA from Austrofundulus limnaeus, 2421 nucleotides. It is a transcript of the gene exoc8, whose product is annotated as exocyst complex component 8. NCBI's taxonomy places the organism in Eukaryota, Metazoa, Chordata, Actinopteri, Cyprinodontiformes, Rivulidae. Gene Ontology annotation, cellular component: exocyst. The record is from RefSeq and is a predicted model, not a curated record. Gene Ontology annotation, biological process: Golgi to plasma membrane transport; exocytosis; intracellular protein localization.